GUGAAAGCCUGCUGAGGCAUACCCGCUGAUAUUAUGCGCGUACUUCAGCCCAUGGCUGUUUUGACAAGACAUGAUCGAAAUAACGUUCCUCUACUAAUCUCGUUUGUAGAGCAGAACUGGAUCCGGAUGAGGUGAUAAGGUGUACCGAAGGAUGGAAACGAUGGUGUUGAGAAGGUGCAGGAAAACUUUGAUCCUUUUCCUUGCGUUUGCGUGGUUCUACGUGAUAGUGUUGAUUGGCGACCAUUACUUUGUCUUAUCCAAACUGGGCCUUCUGAGACCGCCAGGUAGCCGGUCCCGACUCUGUAUGAAUUCAGAAGGAAGACUUGGGAAUCACUUAUUUAAAUUCGCCUCCAUGUUUGGGAUCGCGAGGUCCAAGGGACUGGUACCUUUGCUACAGAGGGAUAGUUUAUUGGUGCGGGUUUUUGAGUUGAACGGAAUAAUUAAAGUGGACAACAGGUUGUGCGAGUCAUUUGUUAAACACCGUGAUAUCCGCGACUCUGCUUACGAUAGUGCCUCUGUGGAUUUUAGCAAUGCUACGGACAUUGCUUUGCAGGGAUACUUCCAAUCCUGGAAGUACUUCAAGGCCAGCGAAAACGAACUUCGGCGAAAGCUACGAAUCAAGUCGAAUUUAGUUGCGAAUGCCAGCGAAAAGUUAGAAAGGUCGAUAAAAGAGCAGCUGGGGAGCGUUUCUUUGGGUGAAAAAACUUUCGUUGGCAUUCAUGUCCGCAGAGGAGAUUACCUAGCUAGCAAAACGGUCGAGUACGGAUAUGUGGUCGCUACGAGAGAAUACCUUCAACGAGCCACCGACUUCUUCAGAUCGCGGUUUAACCGUGUAAUAUUCGUGGUGUGUUCAGAGGACUUGGGCUGGUGCAAGAAAAACGUCAGGGGUGGCGAUGUGGUGUUCAUCGAGGGUCAGUCAGCAGAGCUGGACUUCACCACGCUAACUUUGUGCAAUCACACCAUAAUGACCGUUGGUUCCUUUGGGUGGUGGUCAGCUUGGCUGACCAAUGGUAUAACGUUGUACUACAAGCAUCAGUUCCGACAAGGCAGCGAUUUGUCAAAGGUGUACAAUUUGUCGACCUAUUUUCCACCUGAGUGGAUUGCAAUGGAGUGAUAUGUGAAAUGUAGCCCCUAAAAACACCGUGGAGCUCAGUUGGAGUUUUCAGUAAAUGAUAUCAUAAUCUAAACAAAAAUGCGUAAGCGGCAAGUGUGUAAAGUAGAUGAAUGAUCAAAGUAUGACUUAGCCCUUAAGAUUUCCCCCUACUGGGAACUGAAUAUGCUAUGUGUACAGUGGAGUUUUAUUUUUAAUAUGUAAUAAAAAUGUUUACACACCCAAGCGAGGUAUGACAAAAAAAGUAUGACAAAGAUCGGACUCCGGUAGUACUAGUCAUGCAAGGCGAAACCACACUUGUGUAGAGAUUUGCAGGCUGUUGGAUUAGCGUCUAAUCAUUUGCAAGACAUUUAUGUUGAGAGCGGGAUGAACAUGAACUGGAUACGGACACCGACACUGUUACAUUUCUAUAUCAACACAUUCCUGCAUCGUCGCUUGGUAACGGUCAAUUAAAAGUGACCGUCGUUAUUUGUGAACUUUUUGAAGCUAUGGAAUUUGUGGAUUAUUUUACAGAGUGCAAUAUUCAUCCAUGAGUCUCUGUCCACUUAAUACUGUACAUAUAUUUUAAUGAGGCUCCCUUCAUGAGUGCAUUAUGUCCAACAAGCAGUGUCAUGAGCUGCGCAUGCGAUCUCUUGCUCUAUGUCGGCUAUGUAGAUCUAUGCUUUGUAAAGUUGACAUUUGAGUCCAAUCUACAACUGCAGUUGUUUGCGUGUGCUGUUUCAGGUUUGGUGGAUACAGAAGUGAUAAUGCUUGGGUCCCUUCUGGGGUUACUGUGGUAACUAGAUUGACAGUAUCUGUCCUGUAUCUAUUUAUCCUGAAAACUGCAGUUUUCAAGUUAAACCAAAGACCUUGUAAAGUUACUAAAUUUGCAUAUACCUGACAAUUUCCUAUAAAUAGGAUGACCAUCAUAAAGUGUUCUGAUUGGCUUCUCAUUAUGUAGCGGAAAGGAAAAAAAGAUAUUGAUAUAUUGACGUCUAAGAGCAAACCGUUUCCUUGUGGGUGAACCAGCCUAAGGUGUCCUCAAAAUACAGGUUACACAGGUGUCUUUAGUGGUAUGAUCUGUGAAGCUGCUGUUGCCAGAUACCAGUGAAAUACAGCAUUGAGAAAUGUAUGUCUGGUGUAUUUAGAGCGUACUUUACGCGAGAGUUCAUAUCGACUGAAGUACACGUAAAUAUCAUACACGGGUUUGUUGUGCAGUUUUCGACUUUACGGCACAAUUGAUGCUAUUGUAUAUUUUUGUAUUUGGCAUACUCAGCUCACCUAUAUGUUCAGCACAUUGUUUAUUGAUAAUGUGUAUGGAUAAUAUGUCCUCCUUGUGAUAUUAAUGAUG
This is a messenger RNA of Liolophura sinensis, 2441 nucleotides long. Its product is annotated as galactoside alpha-(1,2)-fucosyltransferase 2-like. The record is from RefSeq and is a predicted model, not a curated record. Gene Ontology annotation, molecular function: galactoside 2-alpha-L-fucosyltransferase activity. Lineage: Eukaryota; Metazoa; Mollusca; Polyplacophora; Chitonida; Chitonidae. The transcript has 3 exons. Gene Ontology annotation, cellular component: membrane. Gene Ontology annotation, biological process: carbohydrate metabolic process. Bases 152 to 1114 code for a protein of 320 amino acids.